AUGAAUGCAGAUGUAGAUAUCUCAAUCCUAGAAAUGUCUCCAAGUAAUUAUUACAGUCCAGGAGAUUACUUCAUCGCUGGAGUUAUACCAAUGAGGACAGCUAUCUAUCCAACACAUGCAUUCAUGUCUAACCCUGUCUGUGACUUCGUCCCGAUAUUGGAGAAGAACUAUCAGCACGUCCUGGCCAUCUUGUUUGCCAUUAAUGAGAUCAAUGAAAAUCCCAACAUCUUACCCAACUUCACUCUAGGCUACAGGAUCUAUGAAAACUAUUUCAGCACCAGGAUAACCUAUGAAACAACAGCAGACCUUCUCUCAACUGCGCAUUGGAUGGUCCCUAAUUUCAAGUGUGGAAAGCAAAAAAAUCUGGCUGUUAUUCAAGGAGGGAACUUUGAAACUUUUUCCCAGAUGGCAACAAUGCUAGAUGUUUACAAGGUCCCUCAGCUCACUUAUGGUUUUGUCAACCAUAUUCUGAGUGAUAAAACUCAGUUCCCCUCUUCGUACUGGAUGAGUCCCAAGGAAACUCCACAGUACUUGGGGAUAGUGAAGUUGCUCCAGCAUUUCAAGUGGACGUGGGUCGGUCUCAUUGCUCCAGACAAUGAUGGUGGAGAUCAGUUUCUUCAUCCUUUUCUGAGAAGUGUUAGCUUCAACAGUACUAUCAUGGGCGAGGUGUAUUUUGAUGAGGACAGGGAGCUGGUGGCUGACUAUGAUAUUGUGAAUUUGGUCACAUUUCCUAACCAAUCUGCUGUAAGAGUGAAAGUUGGGAUGCUGGAGACCCAGGCAUCCUCAGACCUACAGCUGACUGUUAAUGAUGAGGCCACCGUGUGGCCCAACUGGUUUAAUCAGACAAGGCCCCGUUCUACUUGUACAGAAAGCUGCCAACCUGGAUACAGCAAGAUGGUGCCAGAAGGACAGCCAGUUUGCUGCUAUAAUUGUACCCGGUGCAUAGAAGGGACCAUUUCUACUCACACAGACAUAGAUCAUUGUCAUGAGUGUCCAGAAGAUCAAUACUCCAACAGUGACAGAGAUCAAUGUCUCCCCAAGACUAUAAUCUUCCUCUCAUAUGAAGAACCUCUGGGGAUUACCUUUCUUUUCUUUGCCCUAUUCUUGUCCGUAACCACAGGUACUGUUUUAGGAAUCUUCAUUAAACACCAAAACACUCCAAUAGUUAAAGCCAACAAUCGAAACCUCACUUACAUCCUCCUCAUUGGCCUCCUGCUUUCCUUUUUGGCCUCCUUUCUAUUCAUUGGCCAGCCUCAAAAGGUCACCUGCCUUCUCCGCCAAACAGUCUUCAGCAUCAUCUUCUCCAUUGCUGUCUCUUCUGUUCUGGCAAAAACAGCUACUGUGGUGUUGGCAUUCAUGGCCACAAAACCAGGGAACAGGAUCAGAAAAUGGGUGGGAAAAUGUUUGGCAAAUGCCACUGUUCUUUUCUGUUCCGUUAUUCAGUUUGGCAUCUGCAUUGUCUGGAUUGGAGUCGCUCCCCCCUUCCCAGAACGAGACAUGAAUUCCCAGGUCGGACAGAUAAUAUUGCAAUGCAAUGAAGGAUCUGUUGCCAUGUUUUACUGUGCCUUGGGCUACAUGGGUCUUCUGGCUGCCAUUUCUUUUACUGUGGCUUUCUUAGCCAGGAAGCUACCCGGGGGUUUCAAUGAAGCCAAGUUUAUCACCUUCAGCAUGCUGGUGUUUUGCAGUGUUUGGGUGUCCUUUGUGCCAACCUACCUAAGCACCAAGGGGAAAUACAUGGUAGCUGUGCAGAUCUUCUCCAUCUUGGCUUCCAGUGCUGGGCUCCUGGGCUGCAUCUUCCUUCCCAAAUGCUACAUCCUUGUACUUAGGCCUGAUCUGAAUACAAAGGAGCACCUUAUGAUGAAGAGGAAAGAUUAG
Molecule: messenger RNA, 1875 nt
Organism: Rhineura floridana
Lineage: Eukaryota; Metazoa; Chordata; Lepidosauria; Squamata; Rhineuridae
Product: vomeronasal type-2 receptor 26-like
Exons: 6
Coding region: 1-1875 (624 amino acids)
Biological process (GO): G protein-coupled receptor signaling pathway
Cellular component (GO): membrane
Molecular function (GO): G protein-coupled receptor activity
Source: RefSeq, a predicted model, not a curated record